AACGCGCACGCACGUUUUUUUUUCCUGGCUGUUUGGCUCCACAAGGUUAGUGCAGGGAGCGGGAGGCAGCACUUUGAAACAAAAAAGAGUGGGUCUCGGCUUUGCACUGCGAUGUCUGGAGUAGCUCUCCUGCAGUAAAUAUAUUAAGGUUAUGCUGUCCCAAAGCCAUCCGUUUACUCUGACUGAAAAAGAAAAGGGUUAAAAUUUAUCUGCGUGAAAUAAAAAAGAAGAGCUAAUAGUAACUGAUUUGUCUGUUCUGCAGCUCUGCCAGAGGUAAAGCUACAGCAUGAACAAUCCGCACGUUUCCUCAGAGCUUCGUGAUAUUGUAGCAUCUGUUAUCCAGACUCCUGAACAAGAAAUAGUCUCCACAUGGAGUCCGACUUCGGAAGAAGAGGAAGGUGAUUUGAAUAAGACAUUAGGAGUUGAACGCUUUGAGGAGAUUCUUCAUGAGUCACAUGGUCGCAGUGGCGAAGACCUCCGUCGUAAUUACAAUGAGGAAGACUUCGAAUAUCAUCGCCAUUCUUCCCAUCACAUUCACCAUCCACUUUCAACACACCUGCACACGGAUGGCCGUAAAAAGGGUUCCAAGAAAAAGAGCUCCAAGAAAAAAAAAACUAGGACAGCUGCCCCUGGAGGAAGUGCACCUCCUAUUGAGGAGGGUGAAGAGGAAGAAGAAGAGCUAGACCAGUGUGCAACACAGGAAAAGGACACAGAGGAAGUUUUAGAUGCGUCUGAUGAUGUUCCAGAAGUGCAGUUCUUUGUUUCAGAAGACGAUGCUGCUGAUUCAGACUCUACUCCAGUGAAAGGAGGGGGCCAGAUGUUUCCCAGAAAACUUGAUGUUAUUCCAGUAUCUGGCCUUGAAAACCAAUGUGCAAGUGAAGCUGAUGAAUCUACCACUGAGAAGAAGGAUGUUCGAGGUGGACCCACAUCAGCCACUAGGAGCCCACUGGUGGAUGGAGGAGGGAAAGCAGGCCACACGCCUAAGGAGAGCAGUGUUUCAACCCGCCUGCCAUCCGCUUCCAAGUCCCAGCCCAUUCUUCGCAACUACGACCUACGGGAGCGACGACGUAUUGGGAGCAUGACAGGUGUGGAGGAUUCAAGGUACCAGACAAUCCCUACAGAUGAAAGUGAGGCACAGAUGUUGGCUAAGGUGGACUUGGAUGGGAUAAAGAGUCACAGAUUUGAAGAUGUCCCAGGUGUCAGGAGACAUUUGGUCAGGAAAGGCACAAAAUGCCAAGUUGUUCAUAUCAGCAAGGAUCAUAAGGAGCCUCUGAUGAGAACCAAGAGUCGAGAUCGCACGCCACAUGAGGUAUUUGUAGAGCUGAAUGAGCUAAUCCUGGAUAAAAACCAAGAAAUGCAAUGGAGGGAAACAGCACGAUGGAUUAAGUUUGAAGAGGAUGUAGAGGAGGAGACAGACCGCUGGGGCAAACCCCAUGUUGCCUCACUGAGCUUUCGCAGCCUUUUGGAGCUUCGCAAGACCAUUGCACAAGGCGCUGUCUUACUUGACUUGGAACAAAAGACUUUGCCUGGUAUUGCACACCAGGUGGUAGAGCAGAUGAUCAUCUCAGAUCAGAUAAAAGCAGAAGAUCGGGCCAACGUUUUGAGGGCUUUGUUACUCAAGCAUAGCCAUCCUUGCGAUGAGAAAGAGUUUGCCUUCCCCAGGAAUAUUUCAGCUGCCAGUCUCGGCUCCUUACUGGUUCACCAUCACAGCACCAAUCAUAUCGCUCAGCCACCUGGAGAGCCCUCUGUUACAGACCCACUCAUGGGAGCCAGUGGGCCUAGCACUGAUCCAGACACCCAUGUAGACAUUGAAAAAACUGAGAAGGACGUCUUGCCACCUUUGGGGAUGCAUAAGUCCAAGUCUAAGCAUGAGCUGAAGCUGCUGGAGAAGAUCCCUGACAAUGCGGAGGCCACUGUCGUACUUGUGGGCAGUGUGGAGUUUCUGGAACAGCCCACUAUGGCAUUUGUGAGGCUGCAAGAAGCAGUGGAACUGGAGUCAGUGCUAGAGGUGCCCGUUCCGGUGCGCUUCCUUUUUGUUCUGCUUGGACCUAGCAGCACCAACAUGGACUACCAUGAGAUUGGUCGCUCCAUCUCCACAUUAAUGUCGGACAAGCAUUUUCAUGAAGCAGCCUACCUGGCAGAUGACCGUCAGGACCUCCUCAAUGCCAUUAAUGAGUUCCUUGACUGCAGCAUCGUGAUCCCACCAUCUGAUGUUGGUGGAGAUGAGCUACUUCGGUCUGUAGCGAGUUUCCAGAAAGAGAUGUUAAAAAAAAGAGAGGAGCAGGAAGUGAAGCUACUUACCAAAGAGCCCAAAACACCUGAAGAGAAAGCGGCCUUGCUGACUCCUCUUGUUGUGCCGGGCGACGACGAUCCACUGAGACGGACAGGUCGUCCUUUUGGAGGACUGAUCAGGGAUGCACGUCGGAGAUAUCCCAAAUACCUAAGUGAUUUCAAGGAUGCCUUCAAUGCCCAGUGUAUGGCUGCAGUCAUCUUCAUCUAUUUUGCUGCUUUAUCUCCUGCCAUUACUUUUGGAGGUCUUUUAGGAGAGAAGACUAAUGGCUUGAUUGGUGUUUCAGAGCUUAUCAUUUCAACUGCUAUUCAUGGCAUAGUGUUCUGCUUGCUGGGAGCCCAGCCAUUGCUUGUGGUGGGAUUUUCUGGACCUCUACUUGUCUUUGAGGAAGCAUUUUAUUCAUUUUGCAAAGAUAAUGACAUGGAAUACUUGACUGGUCGUGUGUGGAUUGGCUUCUGGCUCAUCCUAAUUGUACUGAUUAUGGUGGCCUUUGAAGGCAGCUUCCUUGUGCGCUUCGUCUCACGCUUUACCCAGGAGAUCUUUGCUUUCCUUAUCUCCAUUAUCUUCAUAUAUGAGACUUUCUCUAAGCUGAUCAAGAUAUUCCAAAAGCAUCCUUUGAAUAGGUGCUCUGUCAGCAAUGCCUCCAGCAUUUCAUUUGAAGAGACUGGCAACACUACAACAAAGGAUACAGGAGAGGUGACAGGGGAGCCUAACACUGCCCUCCUGUCUCUUGUUCUUAUGGCUGGCACCUUCUUCAUUGCAUUCUACUUGCGCAAGUUCAAAAACAGUAGCUUCUUCCCAGGCAGGAUUCGACGAAUUAUCGGGGACUUUGGGGUUCCAAUCGCUAUCCUCAUCAUGGUGUUAGUGGACUACAGCAUCAAAGAUACCUUCACACAGAAACUGAGUGUUCCCAGUGGAUUUUCUGUGACCUCUCCACAAAAACGAGGCUGGGUGAUUAACCCCUUGGGGGACAAAGGAGAAUUUCCCAUUUGGAUGAUGGUGGCCAGCAUACUUCCCGCUGUACUUGUCUUCAUUCUUAUCUUCAUGGAAACACAAAUAACAACUUUGAUCAUCAGCAAGAAGGAAAGAAUGCUAGUGAAAGGCUCUGGCUUCCAUCUGGACCUGCUUCUCAUUGUAGCCAUGGGAGGUUUUUGUGCCUUGUUUGGCUUGCCCUGGCUUGCUGCUGCCACUGUCCGCUCCGUCACGCAUGCCAAUGCACUUACUGUUAUGAGCAAAGCCGUGGCUCCUGGGGACAAGCCCAAAAUUCAGGAGGUCAAGGAACAGAGGGUGACAGGCCUCCUUGUAGCUAUUCUUGUUGGUUUGUCCAUUGUGAUUGGAAAUCUCCUGAAGCAGAUCCCCAUUGCUGUCCUCUUUGGGAUUUUCCUGUAUAUGGGAGUGACUUCUCUCAAUGGCAUACAGUUAUAUGAUCGCAUGAUGCUGCUGCUUAUGCCACCAAAGUACCACCCUGAUCACACCUACGUCAGAAAGGUGCGGACCCUGCGAAUGCAUCUCUUCACUGGCAUACAGAUGGUCUGUCUUGGUGUAUUAUGGGCGGUCAUGUCUACAGUGGCUUCACUGGCAUUCCCCUUUCUCCUCAUUAUGACUGUGCCUUUAAAGAUGUUUCUGUUGACACGCAUCUUCACAGACCGAGAAAUGAAAUGUCUGGAUGCAGAUGAGGCAGAACCCACCUUUGACGAGAAACAGGGACAAGAUGAGUAUAAUGAAAUGCCCAUGCCAGUUUGAGCUCCACACUUCAUGGUUGACACUCACUUUCUGCCGGCUCUCAAAAAUAUGCCAAGGAACAACCUGCCAUUUGGGUGGAAGGAAAUGUUAGGAACAAGAUGGACUCCAAAGGGUGCUUGCCUUCAGUGUAGGCAUGGCUUGAGUGUCUACUGAACAUCCUUCAAAGUUGGUGAUUGAUUGGCUGUCCUUGGCUGCACAACAAAGAAACAAAUGUUUCCAGUGUAAUUUAAAGCUUAUUUAAUGCCAAAAUGAAUUGUAAGGCUGAAUUUAGAGAUGAAGAUGUAGAGUAUCGAUCCACAUUUUUCUGCAGAGAUUUGUACAACUGACAUACGAAGACCACAUAGGCUGAACUCCCCUUAGUUCAGUUCAGCUUAACAAAAGAAACCACAGUAUCACUUUUUUCCCUGUUAAAUGCAGUAUUUUUUUAGACGAUUAAACUGGUAACACUGGUGCAGAUGCUGUAUUUUUGGCCAGAUACCAAAUAUCUAUGCCCUAUCAGGGUUUUAAAUUUUAUAAUUAUGUUGUGGGAUGUCUAGUACACUUUCUAUCAUGUGUCAUACCAACUGUGGUGUGUCAGGUGAAGAAAAUGGAACUUAUGGUAACAGUGUCCUCGUCUCAUUUCUGUAAUGGUGCAAUUUUUAUUUCUUCAUGACACAGGGUUCAGAAAUGAAUGGGAUGGAUAGUAAGUGGGUUUAAAAAGAUACACGCUGUAGAGUCAGCUCCUGCAAAAAAAAGUCCACAUUAUUUAAACUAGAUGCUUUUAUGUAAACACAAAUAAAGAGAGAGGAAAACUUAAUUCAUUAUAGAUGGCAGACACAUUUUUGGUUUGUAACUAGUGUCCUUGAUUUUCAUUAGAAGGGCAAUGUCAUUGGCUGAAGACGACAAUAAAGACCACUUGUGGACAGUAUGUUAGUUUAAAUCAACUAUGGUGGUCAGCUUCUUUCUCGUAUUUCAAGCUGCGUCUCAUUUGUGCUGUAUUACUCUGUUAUCAUUCCAAGCCAAGCCUGCGGUUUAAAACACUGCAUUGAUUACACUACUUGGCCAGUUUUCACUCAAAACCUCAUAUACUCAAGGCGCAAGAGACGGUCUUUUCCGAACAGAACCUGCAGCCUAAGAUGAUAAGGGUAGGUUAUGCUGAAACAUCACAGCAAGUAUACCAAAGAGCAGUGACGUGUUUGAUAUAUGAAGCAUGUGCUCAGUGGAGCAGCAUGUUGAAGUCCACAAAAAAUGGUGCCGCCCCCCCCCCCAACUUCCCAACCCUUCAGUUUAUAAUGUAUUGCUGUGUUGCAUAUACAGUAUAUCAUUACAGAAUACCUCUAGAGCAGUGAAAGAAAAGAAUGUUUUUGUGCACACAGUAUUUUUAAGUACUCUUUGGCAUGUACCAGUAAUAAAAAAAGGUAAUCAGAAAUGACUGCUUCUUGAUAUGAGUGAGGAAAAGACGUGUUACAACCAAUGAGUUUGUGCACUGAAACCACCUAGUGGUCUUUCGUUAGCUCGUCAUCACCAAAAUCACAUUGAACCGUGGAAACUUCAGGACAGUCCUAUUUAAACGCUGGCCUCAGGAUGGUUUGAGUUACUCCCCUUCUCUACUUCUUGAUAUAUAGGAGGUUGCAUUUUCAAAGAUGUUUCUUAUGACACUGAAGCAGACAAUCACAUUUUGGCUGCAAGUCUUCCUUGGCCUAAUACACUAAUAUAAUGUAUGCAUCGAAUAUGCCAAGUUUCCUCAAAAGGCUAAAGUCGCUAUUUUUUUUUUUUAUUAUUAUUAUUUUAUUUUAGCUUAAAUAAUGGACACCCUUUAAAUUUUUCCGGCAGUCCACCCCCUUGGGGAGCAUAUAGUGGCUGUCUAUAAUUUCCUUUUUACUCAAUUCUUUUCUUAGUUGUUAGUAGAUGUUCAGUCAAUGUACAUUAAAGAACAGUAUAAGUAAAUGAAUCAUUUACUGUUAGUCUUUGUGUCAAGCAAUUUUAUUUUGAAAUGAAAAUGCUAUUGAAUUGUGUUUUUCUUUCUAUUAUAAUUUGUGCAGACCAAAAACAUCAGCUUUAGGCUGGAAGAAAUUUUUGUGAUUUUACGUGGUACAUUAAAAAAAAUCUCUGGAGACCAGCUUCUCAGAGUUGAGGGUUGGUGUUCAGCUGCCAUUUUAAUUGUUAUUAAAAUUAACAGAAAAAAAAAACUCAAUUGUCGCUACAGACUCAGUUUUAAAGUGAGUGAUCUUUUCCGUUUGUUCAGGCAGAUUGUGGGACAAAUUCAGCUUCUGUUGUGUAUCUAAAUCUUUAUUUUACAUUGCGCAUCUAUGUGGCGACCGCUUCAUCACUGGUUAGUGGACAAAUGCAAUACUCGCAAAACUGUUCAAAGGAUAAAAAUGCAGAAGAGAGCACAAAUCUGAGCAAACAGAAUAUCAAACCUUGCACGUCAUCGGUCACUGGCCAGUGGUGAAUGUCAGAAGGGAAAGGGUGUGAAAGAAAUGACUUUGCCUCUUAAAUUUUUCAUUUUGCAAUAAGGCCUAUGUAAAUGUCAGAGAAGAGAAGGUUCUGAUAGUAAAUCACUCCUUUUUAUAUUUGUGUACUUGUGGUAGAACAUAAAAAAAUAAAUGCUGCUUAAUAUGUUCUCUGUUAAUUCUGUAGCACUUUAUGGUUGACAACCGCACAAUGAAAGAAAAAUAAAGGACGAAAGUUGUGACUGCAGCACUGGAAAGAUGAGCCUCACAAAGAUUACCACCCUGUCAAAGUUGAACAUGCAACGUAAAGAGAAGGAACACGUUGCAGGUCUUACUUGUCAAUCACUAGAACUGUCUGCAAUCUAAGUGAGGCCUUUAUUCUGUAUAAAGUCGACAUGGUCAAAGUCUUGUUUUCAUUUUGAGUAUGUCAAGGACUUCAUUCUCUUAUUCCUCCCCAAAAAGUGGAAAGCUGAUUCAGCAUUCCACCAGCCAUCACCCAAGGUGACAUAUAAUGUUGUGUUUGGAUAUUUACUUCUUUGUCAUUCUGCUUCACACUUAACUGUAUGUGUUGCCCACCCAACCUCCGUGGGCACAAAAACACAAUUAUGUAUCACUGGAAUCCAAAACAUGUUUAGCUCUCACAUUAGGGUUCUUUCUUUUGUUUAUCUCAGACCUGGGCUUUAUAGUGUUAGUUUAUUGUGUUUAAUUACAAGCAUUUUAUCUGCUUACAUGUAUGGAUAUAAAAAAAAUCAAGAUGUCUUAAAAGUUUAACUGUAUCUAAUCAAAAGUAUGCUUUUGUCAGCUCGGCAUUUUAUAAAAGAGGUGCCAAUACGUAUAAGAAGUGCUGUAUGCCUAAGCGGUUGUGUUUUCUAGCACAGUAGGGUACGUUUGUUGCUACUGUGACCUGUUAGUGUGCCUUAUACCACAGCUGUUCCUAACAGUCUGGGCUUUGACUUUCUAGGUUUUUUCCUGUUAUAUGAAUCAUUUCUAAUUUACCUUUUCAUAACUUAGAUUUUGUAGAUUUCUUGUAAGGUUGUUGGCUUCUUGCUAAAGCUGUUCUGUAUAUAUCUAUUUAAAAAAAAUACAACAAAAUGACAAUAAACACAUUUUCUAUUUAUUGGUCAA
This is a messenger RNA of Erpetoichthys calabaricus (reedfish), 7590 nucleotides long. RefSeq names its product solute carrier family 4 member 2a (gene slc4a2a). Gene Ontology annotation, cellular component: basolateral plasma membrane; apical plasma membrane; plasma membrane. The coding region runs from base 287 to 4033 and encodes 1248 amino acids. Gene Ontology annotation, biological process: transmembrane transport; bicarbonate transport; regulation of intracellular pH. Gene Ontology annotation, molecular function: monoatomic anion transmembrane transporter activity; solute:inorganic anion antiporter activity. NCBI's taxonomy places the organism in Eukaryota, Metazoa, Chordata, Cladistia, Polypteriformes, Polypteridae. The record is from RefSeq and is a predicted model, not a curated record. The transcript is spliced from 24 exons.